Trichoderma reesei QM6a is the source of this 1155-nucleotide messenger RNA. RefSeq lists its product as uncharacterized. The transcript is spliced from 2 exons. The record is from RefSeq and is a predicted model, not a curated record. The coding region runs from base 1 to 1155 and encodes 384 amino acids. NCBI's taxonomy places the organism in Eukaryota, Fungi, Ascomycota, Sordariomycetes, Hypocreales, Hypocreaceae.
AUGUCGCGAUCAACCUUCAUCGCCGCCCGCAACUCGCGGCACCGCACCGCAGCCCUGGCCCUCUAUCGUGCUCUCCUCCGGACUGCGAGUCGCAUCCCGCUAGCGGAAAAUGCGCCGAAACACCCACUUGCGCAGAUUGUUAGGAAGAGGUUCUCCAAGAAUACGGGGUAUACGAGUUAUAGGCUUAUAUACGCGGCAAUGGGGGCGGGAUACAAGUUUCUGGAUCUGCUCACAAAAGCGCAAACUCCCAAUUCUCCAGAACACAGCCAAGUUCUCAACCACCUCCAAUCCGUGCGCAACACCGCCGCUGUAUCCCGCACGAAGCCUCAUCCCAAACAACACAAACGCGCUCCUCCACCCGAGCCGCUCCUCAUCAACGUCGCCAAGGAAAACGAGCCUCCGAAAUACACAUCAAAUAUCCUUCCCAGGCCAAGGGAGUCGCUAAAGGGCCCCAGGAAAGUUCCCUCUGUGAGCGCAACUACAGAGGGACAGCCGUUUGUGCGGUUGAAGAAGCCGCAGCCGCAUACCUUGUCACGGAUGAUUGGUCGCAAGGAUCGGAUCUUUUCGAAUCGGAUCGAGAAUAUCAUGGAUCUCGAUGAGCGGGUGACUUCUGAGGCGGCGCUUGAGGAUGAGUGGGAUCGCAUGAUGGAUGAUUUGCUGGCAAAAGAGGGUGUUGAGAGGGCCAAGAGAAAGAAGCAAGCCUCUUACAGUUGGGAUGCAGAGAACAACGCCAAGAUGGAGACAUUUGGUUGGAGCGUGCAGCUUUCACGGCUGUGGUGGGAGUGGAAGGUUGAAAAGACGUGGGAGGACUGGAUCGCUAGGGGGAACGCCCUCCAAGAACUCGUUGAGCAAGAGAGAUCCCUAGCCGAGCGGGAAGAAGGGCAGAGCAAAGCUGCUACUGGGAGGGAUCAUCGUACACCACGGCGGAAUCCGCUUGAUUCGGACGACUCUCCGCCGAAUGUUGGAAUCAGCACUAUUCAAACAUUACCCCUAAUGGAUAUCUCUAGGGAUAUAGAGCUGCUAUCCGAUUCGGAGAAGGUGCAGGAUGGGGAAGCGCAUGACCCGUUCUUGUCGCCGUCUUGGAGUGCGUUGGUUAAGGCGCAGGAGAGCAGGAUGUUGAAGUGGACGGGCGGACGAGCUGAGAGGAGAGAGUGA